This is a messenger RNA of Aspergillus lentulus, 1734 nucleotides long. RefSeq names its product putative monooxygenase Mb0916. The record is from RefSeq and is a predicted model, not a curated record. Lineage: Eukaryota; Fungi; Ascomycota; Eurotiomycetes; Eurotiales; Aspergillaceae.
AUGAUUCCAAACAACGUGCAGAAGGUUGACGUCGCGAUUAUUGGAGCAGGAUGGUAUGGCUUGGUGGCCGCCAGAACAUACCUUCGUCUGCGACCUGCGGCCAACCUCAUUAUUAUUGACAGUGACAGCACGGUGGGCGGGGUUUGGAGUCGGGACCGAGUGUAUCCUAACCUUGUCGCCCAAGUUAGGCUCGGGCUGUUUAACUAUACCGAUACUGCCAUGUCCCCCAACGGUGGGAACGCAAAAGAUGAGCGGGUCACCGGAGACAUGAUCCAUAACUAUCUCCAGCAAUACGCGGAGGACCAUGAUCUGCUGCGCCGGAUUCGCUUCAACACCUUCGUUACCAACGCGUCCCGGGCAGACGAUGGAUGGCGUCUGACUUUCAAAGACUCCACAGACGUGAUCAUAGCGGAGAAGCUACUCGUCUGCACGGGUGUGACAUCCAUUCCUUAUAUUCCUGAGUACCCCGGCGCCAAGACCGCGACAGUUCCCAUCAUUCACUCGCGGGAUCUGGGUAUCUCGUACCCCAUGCUGCAGAACCCGUCCGUAGAGCACGUCGCUGUGGUUGGCGCGGCCAAAUCCGCCUAUGACGCUGUCUACUUACUUCUCUCAAUGGGCAAGAGGGUGACCUGGAUCAUCCGGCGCGAUGGUGCUGGUCCGCUGGCGAUCCUGCCAUUCAAGAUUCUGGGGCUGAUGAACUCAAUCGCCGUCGCAUCUACCCGUCUCAUGACGUACUUGACACCGUCCAUCCUAAACACCAAGGGACCGUUAUACUGGGCGUUUCAGCGAAACCCUGUGGGGCGUUGGUGCGUCGGUAGAUUCUGGGAUACACUCACCUACCUGAGUCACGCCCAUGCGGGAUACUCCAAAGGCGAUCAUGUUCAGAUGCUGAGACCGGAAAUUGACCGACAAAGUGUCUUCUGGGCCAAUUCCGGCUUGGGAGUCGUCACCCUUCCCGAUUUCUGGCCAACACUGCAUAGUCCCAACCUUACCGUGCUCCGGGAUGCCAUUGGCACCAUCAAGGGGGAUAAUCUCUCCCUGCAGUCCGGGCAGACUCUACGGACGGACUGUCUGGUCCUCUGCACUGGCUGGGGAGAUCACUUUGGCAUGUUCGAUGAGAAGACAAAGGCAGAACUGGGACUUCCUCUAUCCACUCCCGCUGAGCCGUCCUCCAGCGACGGUGUCAACUGGAAGAAAUAUGACGCCGAGGCCGAGAGAGCUGUGGAUCAGCAACUGCCGUUCCUUGCUGAUCCGCCCAAUUUGAAGUAUACCCACCGCAUUGGGACCCAUCGCUACUGGAGGUUGUAUCGUCGCGCGAUCCCUGUCGGACUUGCACUGAAAGGGGACCGGUCCAUCGCCAUCCUAGGGCAGAUCCACACCGUUCAGACACCCCUGGUUUCCGAGGUGCAGUCCUUUUGGAGUAUACUGUAUCUUCUUGGGGAACUCGACCUGCCUAGUGCGGAUGAGAUGGCGAGGGAAGUCUCGUUGUGGAAUGCCUGGACUCGGAAGAGGUAUCUUACGCAGGGGCACAAGUUUCCCUACUCUCUGUACGAGUUUCUCCCGUACGUUGACACUCUAUUUCACGACCUCGGGUUGAACAGCCGCCGCAAGACCAAUAAAGUGGCUGAGCUGCUGGAGCCUUAUAAGCCGGAGGAUUUCAAUGGGUUUAUUGAUGAAUAUCUCGCAAGACAUGGUGGCACAAAAUCCGGUCCUGCAAAUGGCCAUAAAUCUUAG